Molecule: messenger RNA, 588 nt
Organism: Cotesia congregata
Lineage: Eukaryota; Metazoa; Arthropoda; Insecta; Hymenoptera; Braconidae
Source: the annotation of a GenBank genome assembly
AUGGUGUCAGAAGGAUGGCAAGGAGACUAUUAUGGAGCUAUAUUAACAACAAUGAACAUAAUAAACCAAUUAAUGAUUCUAUCUGUGACCGGAUAUCUAUUCUACUUGACUGGUUUAAUUGUAUCGACAUUGAAUAUUCACAUUGGACUUUGUACAGUUGGGUACGUUCUAUUAAUGUCCGAAGCACUGAUGGUUAUGACCGAGGAAAAUGUUUGGUCACGUCGAUUUUCACGACGUGGAAUUCACAAUAUCCAUUGGAAUUUACAACUACUCGGUGGCGCUUUUAGUACGGCUGGCGUAAUUGUUAUGUUUAAAAGCACUGAAAAUCAUUUUAAAUCUACUCAUGCAAUCUUAGGAAUAACGUCGAUUAUACUCAUGUGUAUUCUAUCUUUUUUGGGAAUCACCGUAGUCUAUGCCGUAAAAUUAAGGAGUUUUAUACCGCCAGUUAUCUCAAAAUUUAUUCACAAUUUCCUUGGAAUUGCUUCUUUUCUCACUGGAAUGCUUGCACAAUGUUAUAGUUAUAAUAAAAAUUGGUUUAUUAAAAAUGCCGGGAAUGAAAUAAGAACUUUAUGUAUCGUAUUUACUGCG